Molecule: messenger RNA, 8041 nt
Organism: Osmia bicornis bicornis
Lineage: Eukaryota; Metazoa; Arthropoda; Insecta; Hymenoptera; Megachilidae
Product: inositol hexakisphosphate and diphosphoinositol-pentakisphosphate kinase 2
Exons: 30
Coding region: 227-6433 (2068 amino acids)
Biological process (GO): inositol phosphate biosynthetic process; inositol metabolic process
Cellular component (GO): cytosol
Molecular function (GO): inositol hexakisphosphate kinase activity; 5-diphosphoinositol pentakisphosphate 1-kinase activity; diphosphoinositol pentakisphosphate kinase activity
Source: RefSeq, a predicted model, not a curated record
AUACGAGCGAUCGAGAUUCAAGUUCGACUUUGACAAGAUGUCUGAGCUUGGAGAGCACUGAUAAAAAUUUUAAAAUCGAUCAAAGAUUAAACAUUGUUUAUUAAUUUCUUAUUGUUAUUCUCUGAGCUGCAAUUUAACACUCACUUGAAGUUUAUAACAUUGAAUUUAGUGUAUUUUCUAAAUCAAAGUUGGAGAAGUUUUUUUCCUCAAUGAAACCUGUUCUGACAUGUCUUACACUGAAUUGGAACAUGGUUAUCAGGGUCUACGGAGUGCCAGUCGCCCAAUUUUCUAUGUAGGAGAUAUAAAUACUGUACAACCAACCCUUGUGGGUCCUGCUACUUCUUCUAUAUAUCGUUCAUCAAAAAGAGCCGAACUGUCGGACGGGUGCAGUAAUGAUGAUGGAUGCAUGGGUGGAAGUGAUCUGGAAGGAGAAGGGAAGCAAGUUUUGGUUGGAGUCUGUGCGAUGGCAAAAAAGUCUCAAAGUAAACCCAUGAAGGAGAUUUUAACUAGAUUAGAAGAAUUCGAAUACAUUAAAAUAGUAGUAUUCCCUGAGGAAGUAAUUUUAAAGGAAUCAGUAGAAGAUUGGCCGGUCGUUGAUUGUUUAAUAAGCUUUCAUAGCAAGGGAUUUCCUCUUGAUAAAGCCAUAAGUUAUGCUAAUCUUAGAAAUCCUUUUAUUAUUAAUAAUCUACCGAUGCAGUAUGAUAUUCAGGACCGUAGAAGAGUCUAUGCUAUCCUAGAAAGUGAAGGAAUUGAAAUUCCAAGAUAUGCUGUUCUGGAUAGAGAUUCUUCUGAUCCUAAACAUCAUGAAUUGGUGGAAUCAGAAGAUCAUGUUGAAGUUAAUGGUGUCACAUUUAACAAACCAUUUGUGGAAAAACCGGUAUCUGCAGAGGAUCAUAACAUUUAUAUUUAUUAUCCUACCUCUGCAGGUGGAGGUAGUCAAAGAUUAUUCAGAAAGAUUGGAAGUCGGAGCAGUGUAUAUUCACCAGAAUCUCGAGUCCGUAAAACUGGUUCCUAUAUUUACGAGGAUUUUAUGCCAACCGAUGGUACAGAUGUCAAGGUCUACACCGUUGGUCCGGAUUACGCUCAUGCCGAGGCUCGAAAGAGCCCAGCUUUGGAUGGUAAAGUUGAAAGGGAUUCAGAGGGAAAAGAAAUUCGUUACCCGGUUAUAUUAAGUAAUGCUGAGAAAUUGAUCAGUAGAAAAGUGUGUCUAGCUUUUAAACAAACGGUUUGCGGUUUUGAUUUACUUAGGGCAAAUGGUCAGUCGUUUGUAUGUGACGUUAAUGGAUUUAGUUUUGUAAAGAAUUCGAAUAAAUAUUACGACGAUUGUGCAAAAAUUUUGGGAAAUAUGAUUUUGAGAGAAUUGGCGCCAACUUUGCACAUACCAUGGAGUGUCCCCUUUCAAUUAGACGACCCACCUAUUGUACCUACCACAUUUGGGAAAAUGAUGGAACUACGUUGCGUUGUUGCUGUUAUAAGGCACGGUGAUAGAACACCGAAACAGAAAAUGAAAGUAGAAGUUCGUCAUCCAAAAUUCUUUGAAAUAUUUGCAAAAUACGAUGGCUACAAACACGGUCAUAUUAAAUUGAAACGACCUAAACAAUUACAAGAAAUACUGGAUACUGCACGUAGUUUGUUAGCAGAGAUACAACACCGGGCUGCAGGGCCAGAAUUAGAAGAGAAACAGGGAAAAUUGGAACAGUUAAAAAGUGUGUUAGAAAUGUACGGUCACUUUUCGGGUAUUAAUCGUAAAGUACAGAUGAAAUAUCAACCAAGGGGACGACCUAGAGGAAGUUCGUCGGAUGAUGAUCGACUCGGAGAACCGUCGCUCGUUUUAAUUUUGAAAUGGGGCGGAGAAUUAACACCAGCUGGCCGUAUUCAAGCCGAAGAAUUAGGAAGAAUAUUUCGCUGCAUGUACCCUGGAGGUCAAGGUAGACACCUUAGUGAGGAAGACUCAGAGAUGUUACCAAACCACGGUGAUUAUGCCGGUGCUCAAGGUUUGGGAUUACUUCGACUUCACUCAACGUUUCGUCAUGAUCUGAAGAUUUAUGCGAGCGACGAAGGAAGGGUUCAAAUGACCGCCGCAGCAUUUGCAAAAGGAUUACUUGCACUAGAGGGUGAAUUGACCCCUAUUCUAGUGCAGAUGGUGAAGAGCGCUAACACUAAUGGUUUACUAGACAAUGACUGUGAUAGUAGCAAAUAUCAGAACAUGGUAAAAACGCGGCUACACGAGUUAUUACAACAGGACAGAGAGUUUACACGUGAAGAUAGGGAACAAAUAAACCCUGGAAACGCGCUAAGCAUUAACGCAGCGAUGGAUUUCGUUAAGAACCCUGUACGAUGUUGUCAACAUGUACACACGUUAAUUCAAAAAUUAAUGGAUAUUGUUCGCAUUAAAAAAGAUGAUCCGAAAACUAAAGAUGCAAUUCUUUAUCACGGUGAAACGUGGGAAUUGAUGGGUCGUCGAUGGGGGAAGAUCGAAAAGGAUUUCUGCACUAAAAACAAGAGAUUCGAUAUAUCAAAGAUCCCGGACAUUUAUGAUUGCAUAAAAUAUGAUUUGCAACAUAACAAUCACACCCUGCAAUUUGAACAUGCAGAAGAACUCUACAUUUAUUCUAAAUACCUGGCAGAUAUUGUUAUACCACAGGAAUACGGAUUAACGGUGCAAGAAAAAUUAACCAUAGGACAAGGUAUUUGCACUCCUCUUUUAAAGAAGAUAAGAGCAGAUUUGCAAAGAAAUAUUGAAGAAUCUGGCGAAGAAACAGUUAACAGACUUAAUCCAAGAUAUUCCCAUGGUGUCUCGAGUCCUGGUCGUCAUGUCCGCACGAGGCUUUAUUUCACAAGCGAAAGUCACGUGCAUUCUUUGUUAACCGUUUUACGUUACGGUGGUUUACUCGACGUGAUAAAAGACGAGCAGUGGCGUCGAGCCAUGGAGUACGUUAGCAUGGUUUCUGAAUUAAACUACAUGUCACAAAUUGUAGUUAUGUUGUACGAAGAUCCAACUAAGGAUCCCAGCAGCGAAGAACGUUUCCACGUGGAAUUGCAUUUCAGUCCUGGUGUAAAUUGUUGUGUACAAAAGAAUUUACCACCAGGACCAGGUUUCAGGCCUCAUUCGCGUAACGAAAGCAGUCAUAAUGUUGGUGAGAGUGGAGGAUCUGCUCAAGAUACUAUUUCACAAUGUAGUACUCGAAUAGAAGAAGAAGACGUAGAACUGGGAAUUUUGGAAGAUGAUUUCAUUAGCCUACCAUUACAAUCUGAUACAACUCCACCAUUAAUGGAAACUGAUGUUGCGGAUUCAACCAUGGACAGUCCAACGACCAGCAGAGCUGUUGAUAUGAUGGAUCUAGAUCCUAAUAUGAUGGAUGAGCCAUUUGAUAGUGGCUUCUUGCAGAGUUCUGCACCAAUUCCAAUAAGUGCCAGAACUGUGGCUGGCCAUGAAGCAGCAAGACUUGGUAGCCAGUUGGCAGCCAGUCAACGUCAACGACGGGAUGCAGAAAGAAGUACAAUGGUUGAACCACGUGCCCGUAGUUACGAUCACCAAAGACAAGACAAAUCAGAGAAGGCUGCGGACAAGCUGCAGUAUCAGAGCUUGGACGCGGUCAACAAAGAAGAGAAGCAUGUAACCGAGUGCCAGUCGAAGAUACCUAAUCAGGCUUUGCUGCACGUGCCUACGGGAAAGUCGUUGGCUUUGCCGCACUCCUUCAGUUCACCCGAGCUGCCCGUUCCUUCGAUCGAAACCUCCACUUCGAUCUCGACACCGUUGGUGACAUUACAUAAUACUCCGCUAGCUUCGCCCACCAACAGGACAUCGUCGGAUGUUACCGAUAUCGUAAUUCCGGUCCCCGUUAUACGUCCCUCGAUAUAUUUCAAUACAUACUUUGAAGAUACCGCGGACGAUUCACAUCUACGUUUACAGAGUAAGAAAUACGGACGUUCCCAUUCAGAGAUGAUACUUCCUGGCGUCGAGUCUUGCGGUGAGUUGAGCGAACCUGUGAGAUUCUUAAGAAAUAAUCUACGGUUUAAGUCUUCUUCCUUGAUGUUAUCCUUGCACGAAAGAACCCAAGAGACAGGCUUGUCUAGGAGACAAUUGGAAACAGAGAAAAGAUCCCGUUCAUUAUCUCCUUACUUAACCAGAUGCCUUUGUUAUAACUGUAACGUUUCUGAGCUGAUAUUGAGAAGCAAAGAUCUACCACCUGUGGAACGUUCCAACUUUGACACAUACUUUGUUCGCUCUCUUUCUCAUAAGUUCUUCAAUUGUUCCUGUUACUAUAGUCUUCAAGAGAACGAGGAGUCCAGCGAUUCCUCUUACAGUGUACUAUCUUUGAACGAUAGCAAUGGAAACUUCAAGGAGAUCCCUGAUUUAGAUCUUGAUUCUUCUUCUUCUUCUGCGUUCUGCCACAAACAGAGAUCUUCUGUCCAACUUGACAAACAAGGUUUCAGUCCUUCUCAUUCGAGGCCAGCGUUUGAUCAGUGUUCCAUAUGCAAGAAUCAGUCAAGUUGUGCUUGCAACGAGUCUGCGGUGUCCAAAGGAAAAGAGAAGUGGAGGUUCGACGGGAAUAUUAUGAGACCUACGAUAAGUAGUGGCAGCGUUGUUGAGAAGGUAUACAGGCGAAACGGAACAUCGUCUUGUCCUAAUUUGAGUAAAACAUCUGACAUCUUGUCUGCUGUUAAUUCAAGGACACAGAGACGUUCGAGGUUGUCUUGUCCCAAUCUGAAUUUACAGUUGUACGAUAGCCUGAUAGACGCGUCAGAUCAUCCUAGUACGUUUUAUCAUACGUCCUCUGUGCACGAUAACGAUGUUCACAACGAUCACGAUAUUCCUCGUAAAUAUAACCAUCGUUCCAAGUGUCCACGUGCACCGUUCUCCCGACUCCAGCCUCAACGAUCCUUCUCAUCUCCAGACACACGACCUUCGAUCAUUCAACCUGACCCUACCUGCACAGCAAGGCGCCACCGUCACAGUAUCUCCGGACAGAUGAGUUAUUUCAAGCUGUUGGGCUACAACGUGAACAAGAAGCUGACAGGAUCAGCGAACAGCCUGUUCAGCACUGCGGUGAUCAGUGGAUCUUCGAGUGCUCCAAAUUUGAAGGAUAUGGUGCCACCUCACGCCUCGGCUGUGGCCGCGAUUGAAGGUUUUGGCGGUGUACCACCGAUAAGGCCACUGGAAACGCUUCACAAUGCAUUGUCGUUGCGCCAGUUGGAUUCAUUCUUGGAGAUGAUGACCAGCGCACCUCUGUUUCGUACGCCUGCUUCUUCGCCUCCAAAGUAUCCUUCUCCCGGCGGAUCGACCCACGGUUCUGUUAACCAGAAUCUCAGUAUCGGAGGAAUCAGUCGCGAGUACCACUCUUCCGACUUGGAAGCUGUCAGGUACCGUAAGAAAUUAAAUAAACUGCCCUUGUAUAUUACACCAACACCUAUACAAUAUAAACAAUCGAGUGACGGAGAAACUUGUGACAUAAGGAAUCAGGUAUCGCCAACUAGUCCCAAUAGUACUGGAUGGAGUAGCGAACCACAAUCAUUUCUAUCCUCUGAACCUUCGUCUCCUGCACCAACUUCAACAGGAGAAUGUAGCAUGUCCAUAAGCUUAAUUAGCAACGAGGGAGUUCAAUACAAUACUGGACCGAAAUAUCCUACAACUCCCUGUCUGGAUGUUGAUUUCAAUGAAUUUUGUAUAAACAUUGAUCAAGAUCAUAGAGAGGGCCGUGGUAGCGUUUCGUAUACAGACUAUUAUAGCAACGAAGAUGGGCAGAUUCGAAAAUGUGGCUUCGGCACAGGCUUCAAUAGCAAUCUACAAAAGAUCAUGCAUACCGAUGAUCUGCCUAUCGACAAUAUCGAUGAUGAUGAAGAUCAUACAAUAACGUUGAAACAAACUGAAGAGCAAAAGAAACAAGAUGUUAAGCAGAUCUUUGAACAGAAAGAGAAUCCUAUUACAAAAUCUAGCGGUGGUUACAAGAAAAUUGGAAGAUUUCUUGUUGAAAGUAUGGACAUAGCAGAUGAAGAUGUCAGGAUCAAAGAAAUAGACAAUACAGAUAAAGCAAAAUCAUCUACCUCUCUAAAAAUUGAAUCUAUGAAUGUAGAAAAGGUACACAAGAGUCGAGAUAAUAAUAUAGAGACAGAGACGGAGCAAAAAAAAUCUAGCAGUUAUAAAAGGAAGAAUUUCUCUCGGUCGCAAAGUGUUUCCAUGCCAAAAAUGACCGCUUCAAAACCUGAAACGAAUUACAGUUACAAAUGCGGAACAAAACUGAGCUCGCUAUCGAAUAUGUCUGAUCAAGAUUUGGAGAAUUGGAAGCAUAACAUGAUGGAAUUGAAAACCUCCUCGUUAGAAACAAAAUCGGAAGAGCCGAUUCUAACUGUUGCAAGUAACAUAACAGAUAGCACUAGCGUGACAGUAGGUUUCAAUGUACAGGAAGAACAAAAAGAUAAACUCAAUCCUUGAGAUUAUUACCCUUUCUGCUUUAGUUUUCUUCGUCUGUGGAUUUUAUUUUAUUAGAUUAAUCAUAGAAUAGAUAUAACGUUGUUAAAAUGCUGAACGAUGUUAAAGGAAUUCAAAUUUACAUAUAACUGAUAUUUUCAUGAGUAUUUUAAAUACUUAUAAAAUACGUUGAAAGCAUAAAUAUUCAAAUAACAUCCCUUUACUUAGUUUGAAUUUUAUUUAAUAUUAACCGAUUAAAUAAUAUGAUCAAUCACUGUUUCAGAAAAUAGGUAAAAAAAUGUUAAGAGGAAUUUUUAAAUUAAGACAAUGAGCUAAUGGCAUACGUCAUUUUAGUUGAUCAAUAUUGUACUUAUCAUAUUAUCUGUGUGUUAAAUUUUUUUUAAUUUGACGCUUGUAUGUAUCAGUACGAUAAUAUUUUUGUAGAUAAUGUACAUGCAGUGUUGAUACUGUGUUAGAAUGUAAUAUACAUGAAUUGGAGUCAAGAGAAAACAUUUUUCUCAUUUUUUUUCUUAGAAAAGUAAAAGAUUUGAAUUAAUGUUUUGUUUCUCAUGACUCAACAAAUUUGAAACAUACCUCAUUUGUACAAUCAAAAUAAGAAGGAAAGCUCUAAAGUUCCUUUAAAUAAAUAUAGUUACUUUUCCUUGUUGAAGGAGUACAAGUUUUCAAGCAUCAGUAUUAUACUUUAAUAUAUUUAUUUUGUCUAUAGAACAAUUAUGCAACUACUACUGAAAUUUGAACAGAUUAAUUACAGAAUGAUUACUCGAUUAAUUGUUCAUUUACCAAUGUAAAUAUCGUGCAAAUUGAUCUGAUAAAAUAGAAUAUAUGUACUAUUUUUCUUAUAAAUAUUUUUAGGGUGCUUCUUCUUAAAAAAAUAUAAUAAUUGAGAGUUUCGUAGAUAUAACUGUGAUUUUAUAUAAAUCUCAGCUACCCAAGGUGCUAUGCAAACAAGAUCGUUACGUUCUUAACUAAUUUUAUAAUUAUACGGCUACUAAUAGAACCUUGUAUGCAUUUAUUUAAUUUCAUCAUCCUAAAUAUUUCUUUUAUUCACAAAUUCUCCAAAUAUUAUAUAUAUUUUUAUACUGGAUAAUAUUCUUAUCCAAUGUGUUUAUUUUAAAAUAUCUACUUAUAACUAUCUACUUAUAUUUGUUUAACAGUGAGGAUCAAAAUAAAUUUACUAUAGUUUAAAUAUUUUUCAAGUUAAAAGAAAUAUUUUUCUUGAUAAAAUUAAAUAAAAUAUCCUGUUAGUAAUCUUUUCAAUUAACCAGAAUCAUGUUAAAAAAUUUAUUUUUUACUAUCAAAGAGUUUUUAAUUGGUGAACAUUCCUGUAUAGAUGUCACUGUAAGUUUUAAUGCACAAAUACAAUUGCAUCAUGUUCUGCAAAAUAUAGUUUUACAUUAAUUACUGUAAAGUACUUUUUAAGAAUGUACUGGUUUGUAUUUAGAGAGAGCAUUUAUUAUUGUACAAUCAAGAGAAAUUAGUGAUAAACACGUAUUGUGAACAAAUUGUAAUGUAGUGAUUGUGAUUUAUGAAUUAUCAUUAAUAUCAGUGUAAUAUUGUAAUUAAUAGUACUCACUACAAGUUUGAAAAUUAUAAAUAAAUGUUUAGAGCACA